AUGUUUAGUUUAGACGCACCCUUAGCACCAGCCAUUAAUGCGUUUGUAGAUCCAGAAAACAAUAAUGCGACGCAGAAAACGGGACUUAAUAAUGUUGUUAUGCAAGUACAUCGUCAUGUAAGUAUAGAAGAGUUAAUCCAGGCUCUAGGUAUCCACCUUACCAGCGACGACGAUAAAGUGCGCUCACGAGCGAUUCUGCUCUUGUCCGAGGUGCUCACGCGUCUACCAGAGAUGCAAUUGGCACCGAGUGCUGUACAACUGCUCAUGAUCUUUUUUACCGACCGCUUGGACGAUUUUUCCAGCGCCUCCGCCUGUUUGCGCGCACUACUGGCGCUUGAGACGCACCACGCAGCCCAAAUCUCGUCACCCCACACGACUGUAGCGCUCGUUUUGAAGCUAGGAAACACAUUGUACAUUCCACAGCUGGUUCAGUCCAUGCGUAAAAUGUGCUUUGAAAUCAUGCAACUUGCAUUAGCGCAGGCAACGGUUGUGGAGCUGCUGCUAGACUCGGUACCGGCGGAUAGAGACGCUCAAAAUAUCAGUAUGAACGACACAGAACAGAGUGAAGAUCUCGGCAAACUGUUUGCACAAACAUUUUUGAGUGCCAUGGAGGGAGAAAAGGAUCCGCGUAACUUACUGCUGUGCAUGCAGGUGGCGCGUACGUUGUUGUCCAAGUUGGAGCCCGUGUUCACUUGCAGUGAUGUGCUGCUGCAGCAAUACUUCGAUGUUGUGUCUUGCUACUUCCCCAUUAUCUUCACGCCACCACCAAACGACCCAUAUGGAAUUACGUCGGAAGUACUUGUUGUGUCUCUGCGUCACGUGUUUGCGGCUUCCGAUUUGUUAGCUCCGCUGGUGCUGCCGUUCUUACUAAAGAAACUGGCAUCUACAGUAGUGGAGGCAAAGUUGGAUGCUCUGCAAACACUGGUCUUUUGUGGAGAACGAUAUUCUAUGAAUGCGCUGCUACUGCAGACGCACGAAGUGGCGACAGCGCUGUAUGACGAAGUUCUUGACGGUGAGAAGCAGGAGGUUAUUGCCGAAGCUCGUCAGGUGAUUUCGCGGUUUUCUGGAGUUGUUGCACGCGCAAAAGCGCAGAAUACGCCAGGCGCGGCUUAUGCAUGGAGUAAAUUUGUGGUGGACAUGACCGCGCGUGCUGUGAGUGAUCUGCGUGAACAUGCUGCGGACUCGAUGGUGAGCGUGUCGGCUGGUCAAGUGCUCGCGGCACUAGGAUACGAGUCAGCGAUAAGUUUUGCCCAUGUUCUUAAAGUUGCGGUGCCUCUGCUGGUAGAGCAGCUCCAUACUGAGUCUUCUGGAAGUGAACGAGUUGCUUCAAAAUGCGAAUCUGCGCUGGCGCGAAUUUUGCUUCUUGUGAACACAAUCGACCGAGAGAUCGAUCAAAGUGGUCAAACGCAGCCCAUGCGCCCUUAUGCACCUGCGCUUAUUGACGCGCUAGUUAACUUCCUCAGUAUUGAUCAAGACGCUCGGGUUGAUCUUGGCAGCAGUACGACUGCACGCUGCAUAGCAGUGGAAGCGCUGUGCCAUCUACUCACCUUCCCGCCGUCACCGAUCGUGACACCCGCACAAGUUAAGGCACUUAUUAACCUGUUUACCCGCCUGCUGCUUCUUGACCCUGCAAAGGAGGUGCGAGAUGCCUGCUUACAGAGCUUGAAGGAGAUCUCCACCAUGUCAACGGCGUCGCUUGGCGCAUUGGGUGGCACUAGUGGCUACGCUUCGUUUGUGGUAGAGAUUUCGCUAGCAAGGCUUAUGGCUGCAGUUAAUCAAGGAACUGAUCACGAAGACGAUGAUGACGAAGAAGGCGCAGGUGUUUCCGCAGUCUUGACUGCUUCGAAUCGCACUUUUGACUUGUUUUUUGAGGAGGCAUUGUUGGCUAUCACCGAGCUUUGCCGCGAGUCAUCUAUUUUUCAGGCUACAAUCUUUCUUCUCGUCGAUAUGUGCAUGGAAAAGGGUGAUAGCUUACAGUGCGACACUCGAUUUUGUGAAAGAGCCGGUGACAUUGCUCGCCAGCAUCAUGUCAACUAUCUUUUAAAUGCAGUUGCCAAGAUUGUAGAGAUUAACGCUGCUGAUCGUACUAGCAUGGAGUUUUGUGUCCAGCCAUCUUCGACGGAUUCUGUCAUCUUUAGGCUGCUCACAGCCGUGAAGACGUCUGCAGCUCAUGCAGGUGCUUUUGUAAGUGGUGAACAGUCUGGUCUUGUGGAUGAUGCGAAGCUUGUAGCUUGUGGUCGAAUCUUCCGCGCAGUAAUGCAAAAUGUGUCUCCGACCACACAACAGCGGCUGAUCGACGCCGUGGUGCCAGCGUUCUUGCGCACGCAUCCCUCAGAACCUGCUAGUCUGCAGCUCGUGCCGCUUUUUGCUGCAGUUAUUAAUUCAGCCUCUCGCGACGUGACGCUGCCGGAUACGUCGUUGGUUAUUAACAGGUUACUUGAGCUUGCGCAGUCUGGUGCUGCUACAGUCCCAGAGACGUCACCUCACCGGCUUCAUGUUGUGUACACUGAAGCUGCACUCUCGGCGGCUAAAACGUUGGCUUCUAUUGUGAACAAAAUGUCGGACGGCGCUGAGUUUGAUGCUCUCAUUGACCUGCUGCUCUCACAGAAGCUUGCGGUUGUGAUCUGUAAUCCCGCCGAGAAGUUUGCCGUGCGGGUGUCUGCGCUGCAGAUUUAUGCCUGGAUUGCGAAGGCAUUAGUUAUUCGAGGCCACAAGGUUCAGGCACCAAUGUGUCUACGCUUUCUAUGCAACUUUCUCACGCCAGGGAGCCAAAAUGAUGACGCAGAUGUUAACAUGGAACAGAAAGUCAAUGAUUUGGAAGCUUCUGCCUUGCGUAUAGAAGUUGCCAAGACGUUUAAGUUGCUAGUUUUGGAAUACCCGGACGUGCUCAACCGUAAAUGCGGCGCUAUAAUCACGUUUCUUUACAGGCAAAGAAUGUUUGACCUAGUGUUUCCGUUGCUGCUCGUGUACAUUAGUACUCACGUUGGGGAAGAAAUUAGCGUGGCUGCACUUGUCGCGUUCGCGCAAGUGAUCGCACAUUCGCCCAAAGCUGUUUACCUUCCUCAUCUAGCCCAGAUCUUUCCGCUUAUGGCGCAUGCCCUCAACACGGACAAUAGGGAGUUGGGUAGUGCCGCUAUUCAGACAUUUAAGCCACUGCUGCUAGAUUCUGUGGAGAGCGCCAAGCCGUUCCUCAAGGACGUGUUUCCAGGGCUGCUGAAGCAAGCGCGGUUCGGGUCUGGUGCUAAGGACAGAUAUGCAGCAUUAGAGUGUCUUGCAGAGUUGGCUGCGAUCCCUUAUGAGCUUGUACAUCCAUACAAAGACACUGUGCUCCGGAGCCUCUUGCUUGCGCUGGACGACCGCAAGCGUCUUGUUCGUCACAUGGCUGUCCGUGUGCGUAAUCGGUGGAGUAUCUUGUGA
Molecule: messenger RNA, 3417 nt
Organism: Peronospora belbahrii
Lineage: Eukaryota; Oomycota; Peronosporomycetes; Peronosporales; Peronosporaceae
Source: the annotation of a GenBank genome assembly